Molecule: messenger RNA, 4873 nt
Organism: Anastrepha obliqua
Lineage: Eukaryota; Metazoa; Arthropoda; Insecta; Diptera; Tephritidae
Gene: Mid1
Exons: 5
Coding region: 1-4587 (1528 amino acids)
Biological process (GO): calcium ion import across plasma membrane
Cellular component (GO): plasma membrane
Molecular function (GO): stretch-activated, monoatomic cation-selective, calcium channel activity
Source: RefSeq, a predicted model, not a curated record
AUGCGGCCAGGACCCGGGCUGGUCGUGAUGGCGCUUGCGUUUAUUUCGGGGGCUCGGCGUGGCAGCACCAGCACCAGUUCAAAAUCAUCUUCAUCGACCACAUCACCAUCGUCACCAUCGGCUUUUUUCACCACUACUACUUCGGACACCAGCUUCGAACCAACGACACCUUCUCUACUGUUUCCGGAAUAUCUCGGUGGAGGUGGCGUCCUAACAGCAGAUACUAAAACAUUGCCAAACCAUCCUCAAAAAGAAACGGGAGGGAAAACCUAUCGUAUAGGCGAUUACAAUUAUAUAUAUAACAGCUUAUUUUAUUUGCCCCCAUUUGUACCGCCGAGACAUAAAAUAAUCCAAGACGAUCUACACCUACGGUUGGAAACACUUUCCGGUUUAAAAUCGAAUUCACGUGCCACCAGGCAAACGAGAAUAAUACACAACAAAAACGCUGGCGAAAGAAAUCAAAACGCGGAAAGCGACGGCGGCGAAGGUGUCACCGCUGACAUCAGUGUUGGCGAUAGCGUGAACAAAGAAGGAAGCACUGUUGGGUCCGAAAGCGGUAGUGGGUAUGAACUUGAGGACGGCAUAAUUAGUGUGGAGGACAAGAACAGUGAAGGCAUCACAGCUGCUGGUACUAGUGUCAGUGGGGAUUCCGAAGCACUUCCUGUACAAUUCCCUUCCAAUUCAGCAGACGCAUCGCGAUCCUUCGAUGAGGACGAUAUAUUAGCCUUGGUUGCCGAGGACGAUCUUCUGUCAGAAGAGUCGUUUGAUCGACUAACGAAAUUUACCGAUGACAAAAUUGGUUAUGUUAUUGUGGAUGAUUACGAUGCGGCAAGCGAAGACUCCACGAGUGGUGUGAGUGAGAGCUCGUUAGCUAGUGCUGUUGAAAACCAACAACAAGACCCGCAGGACGAUAAUUAUACUGCCAACGAAAGAAAUAUUGGCAAUGAGAAUGGUAGCGGCGAAACUGCUGAAUUCCAAAAUGAGCAAAAAUAUACAAAUAGAAAAGAUAAAGACAAAGUUGUUGUAAAGGGAAACAAUAACCAAAACAUAAAAGAAAAAGUGUUUGCGAAAAGUAUAGAAAACAGCCAUGAUAGUUUAACGGCAGUUGCCGACAUUUCGUUUGUAGCUGCGAUUAGUGAGAAUGGUUUGAGCCACACUUUUGCGACGGACAGUGACAACAGUGUUCGAAAUACCAAAUGGUUGAUAUUCGAAAGCGAGUCACCGUUGACUCGACUCAAUCCCUGGAUAUCAGCCUGUGAUCUAGCACAACCUGGUGGUACAGCGCCAGAUUUACAGGGUCAAUGCUCCGCUGGCACAUUGCCUGUGGCAUGGGUCGAUGAAGGUCCCGGCCCCCCAGCUUGUCCCAUUUCAUGUGAAAGAUUAAAAUCAAGUAUAUUUAAUAAUUUUAAUACAAAAUCUAACAAUAAUAACAGUAAUUUAAAAAGAAAUUAUAAAGUUAAUCUUAAGACAUCUACUGAUAACCAUCACCAAAGCGGAAAAAUGCUGAAAGUGCGUCGGGAUUUGAACCCCUGGAAAGGCAACGACAGCACUGAAAUCUCUAAUGGUGAUCAAGGUUUACUUGGCACAGGAAUAAUGGAACAGUCCAGAAAAAAAGUGAGGAAUGCGGCAUCCACUUCCUUAGUUCAAAUGAAGCCUUUCCAAGCUCAACAAUACGAUAAUAUGGCGAUUGCACUCGCCCUCGCCAGCAGCAAUCGACAGCAUCAGGCCAACAAUAACAUUGUGAAAAUCAAUACGAAUCAGGCUGAGUCUAGGAUGCCAUAUGAAUAUUCCGACUAUAUAAAUUUCGGUUCGAAAUACGAAAGUAACACUGGCCGUACGUACAACAACAACAAGCAAAAGAAACAAUACCCCGGUUAUAGAGAACAACAACAGCAACAACAACCACCACUGCAACAACAAAAGCAACAUCAACAGAAAGAACAACAGUGCCUUGAUUACUUGGGCGAUACGGAGGAGACGAGUCCGGCGCACUUGUGUACAUUUAAAUCGCCCGGCGAAUUGGCAGCUCGGCUACGUUCGCUACGUCUUCACCAUUGCUGCGAGCGUAAUGUCUUCAGCGCCUUACACACAGUCGCAUUAAAUGCCACCCUAAGCGGCGGCGUGGAGUGUGUUCGCAUUCUUAUGGAUGUCAUGGACUUGGAUGUGCUGGCCACCCGCAUCACUUGCGAACUAGCAGAAAUACUUUUUCGCUUCGAUUGCCGACAGGUGUAUUCACAGAUUCACCAGUGUGACGAUUGCAAAGAGGCCUACCGGCGUUGGGUUUGUAGUACUUUGGUUCCGUAUUUUGCUGAGGAAAGCGACAUUUCUGUAUCCCCAAGCAACAACUACAACAAUAAUAAUAAUAAUCGUAACAACAGUAAAACCGACAACCGAACUAACAGCACAAGCACAAAAAAUAGUGAUAAAUCGAUAAUUAAUGUUGUCACCAGCAAUAAAACUGGCCGAUUAUUUCCUAAUGAAAACAACAAUAAUAAAUUACACGAUGCUGUAGAUUCUAUUGAGGAGGCAACACAACGAACCAAACGCCAACUCAGCCAUAACAUAACGAUUUCUAAUCCUUCCCCGCCUAACAGCGACGUGGCCAACAACAGCGAAACGUCAGCCGUUUUGAAACGGAGUAAACGAAACUUGGAUGGCCGAUGCAAUCGGCAUCAACAGCAGCAGCAACAACAAGAAUGGCGGCAGGAGCAACAAAAACAUCCAAAACAAUCGAAACAAUCCAAUAUCUUCAUAUCGACUGCCAUUAAUGCGGAUCCAUGUACUGAGGAUCCAGUGAUAUCAAAAAUAAUUAAACGAUCUAAACGAAAGGUGCAAUUUCGAAAGCGGAGAAGAAUACGACCUUGCCUAAGUGUCUGCCAAACUGUUGAGCAGAAGUGCCCAUAUCUGCUCCCAGCUGAUCGAGCUCCAGCGCUGCCAACACAAUACGCCGGCGAACCAACAUUCCUUUGCUUGGAUCAAAGCAUCCCAGAAACCGGCGAGCAAUUGCGUAAAUCAACCUAUGGACCAUCGGAAUGCUGCUAUAGCUAUUGCGAGAAUAUUGCGGAAGGAAUUUGCACCUACUGCAAUGAUUUUAUACAUAACGCAAUAGAUGUAAGUAUUCCGGCUGGAAAUUCAACGCGACGUUUACACAAUAUCACUCUAACGGCGACGAGUCCGUAUCGCCUGGAUACUCGCUUAGAAGCAUCACUGGCAAACGACUCGACGAACAAACUUGCUGCCAGCAUAUCGAUUGCAUUAACUAAUAGCUCAACAACCGCCGUGGGUAGUCAAAUCGAUCGCUUGCCAUACUAUGCCCUCUAUGAUGGUAUUUAUUAUUACGAUGAAAACACGGCCGAUAUGCCUGAAGCAGCAAUGUCGGACGAUUGCCCACCAGUACCGUCUGUGACAAGUCGCUGCACGAUACCGUACUACGCCUCAUCGGCGGCGGCACUGCGCACACAACAAAAGACAGUACCCAACGACAUGAUCGGCCACCACAUGUUACUGCUGCUCAGUGCAAUGCUUUGUCUACUAACCAGUCAAUCCGCUGCAAUGCAGCUAAAAAACGAGACGCACCCGAAUCAAAAACAACUUCGCAAGUAUAUAAUCCAUAGCACGAAGCCUGCAAAUAUCAAUGGAUUAUCAACAGAGGCGGAGCAUAGUGAUUCGGCUGCGUUGUAUGUGGUAAAAAAAUCCGUUUACUUGGUACUUCGCAGAACCGAAUAUCUACAGCAACUGAGGGGGGCAGAAGACUCCACCAUUGAACGAAUAGCUGGGAAGAGCACAAGAUGCAGCAGUUCGAGAGAAAACCCCACAAGGUCCACUAUCUUCUCCACAUUUACAGUAUGCACCUACUAUUUUAGUAGAGGUAUUUAUGAAAGUAGUAACAUCCGUCAUUGCGUCCAGGAUUGUGGUGGACGAGUACAUUGUUAUUUGGAGGAAAACUUUAGUCGAAGCAGAAGUAGGAGCAGAAACAAAACCAAGGAUAGAAAAGGAAGUCGAAAUUUGAAUAGGAAUCGAAGUCGAAAUCGAAAUCGAAAUAGACCCGUAAGCGGUAAUGAAAUUGUAAAUGGGAAAAUAUUUUGGGAAAGAAACACGAUUAGCCAAGUAUGUAGUGUACUAAAGGAAUCAAAUAAAACAAAAAUUAGUCCUACUGAAUAUAGCGGCUCAGUACGGUAUAAAUACGUUGGGAUGAAUAUAGGAAAUAAUAAUAAAAUUACUUAUAGAUUAAAUAGCCAAUUGUAUUUUAAUAGUAAAACUAAAAUCUAUCGUAGCAAAAAGUGUAGUAAAUUUAGAAAUUUUAAUAUUGCUACCAACACUGACUAUAACAGAAAUCAUACAAAUGAAAUAAUUAACACAACAACAUCAAAUACAAAUAAAUAUUCUUAUAAAUAUAAUUACAACAAUAAUAAUAAUAAUAUUAAUAACAAUAAUAAUAAGAGCAUUGACAGAUUUAAGUCGUAUUAUGCGGAAAGAAAUUGUCAGUUCAUUUACUACUAUAAUUUCAAUAUUAACGAUUGGUGGCGGCGAUGGUGGUGGUGUCCGUGGUCAUGGUUCACCCAACCACGAUCCCUCGUUAUAUUAUAGUUUGCCGCGAUUUAAUUACCUUUACCGCAGUAACAACAUUAGGACGAAACUGAUUAAAUACAUAUUUUUUUGUUUUUCAGAUAAACAAUCCCGCCAUACUUAUUUUGGAAAUAGAUAAAAAAACGAAGUGUUAUCCAUCACGAAACCUUUCGUUAAGCUAUAAAGCAUUAAGUUGAGUGCGUUUCGAAGUCCUUUCAGCACUUUGUGAACAGAAACGCACCUAGAAAUAGUACAAUCAUCCAAAUAUAGGUUUAUUUGGCUACUUUUCCAGUAAAUAUUAUCCAGC